Messenger RNA from Carassius gibelio (silver crucian carp), 5463 nucleotides. Its product is annotated as leishmanolysin-like peptidase. Gene Ontology annotation, cellular component: membrane; cytoplasm. Lineage: Eukaryota; Metazoa; Chordata; Actinopteri; Cypriniformes; Cyprinidae. The transcript has 17 exons. The coding region runs from base 144 to 2132 and encodes 662 amino acids. Gene Ontology annotation, biological process: proteolysis; cell adhesion. The record is from RefSeq and is a predicted model, not a curated record. Gene Ontology annotation, molecular function: metalloendopeptidase activity.
UCACUCUGCUCCGGGUUUACGCGUGAGAGCCGGUUUAAUUAACUGCUGAUUUGAAUUCCGCACAGAAUUCAGUUUUGUGCGGUGUUGAAGUGCUUUCUGCAGCGUGACAGGACGGAGAUAUGAAUCAUAAAGUCCCGGGUUAAAUGAUGGCGUCAGGAUGGCGGCAGCCUCGAUCAGUUAGAGCUGCUUUACUCUUUAACACCAUCCUCUUCCUCAUCAGCCCCGGCGCACAGACACACACCUGUCACCAUAAAGUGCCCCUGCCUACAGAGGUCAUACAUAAAGUGUUUCUGAAGCCGGAUAGAUUGACCAAAAGAAGCACUGACCAGCAGUUAAAGAUCCAAAUAGAGUAUGACUCCAGCUUGGAUGGGUUAGAUGAAGCCAAAAGCAUCCUUGUGAAGGACAAGCUCCUCCCCCAGGCUAUCGAAUAUUUCCAGAAGGCCUUCAGGGUUCGCAGGCAGUCCGGUCCAAUAUUACUGAGCAGACAAUGCGCAACCAAUCAGUACCUUAGGAAAAGAGAUGAUCCACAUCGCUACUGUCAGGGACCAUGUGCAGACAUCACCAAGUGUGGCCCAGUUGUCGUCCCUGAACAACAUUUGCAGCAAUGCAGGGUUUGCAGUGAGUCCGGCAAGUCCUGUGGCCCUGUUGGUCCUCCCGAUGGUGAGGGGGUGGCGAGGGCAGAUUUUGUGUUGUAUGUGAGUGCCACGACCACAGAGCGUUGUGGACAAGAGAACAUCGUAGCCUAUGCAGCGUACUGCCAGCUGGAGUCUGAACUGGACAGACCCAUCUCUGGAUAUGCCAAUCUGUGUCCCAAUAUGAUCUCCACUCAACAUCAGGAGUUUGAAGGGAUGCUGUCCACAGUCAAACACGAGAUCAUACAUGCCCUGGGUUUUUCUGCAGGACUCUUUGCGUUUUACCAUGAUGAUGAUGGAAAACCUUUGACACCACGUUCUGCAAGUGGUCUACCUGCGUACAAUGAAAGUUUAGGGUUAUAUCAAUGGAGUGAUAAAGUUAUUAAAAGUGCAACUCGGCUGUGGGACAUCCGUGGUGGCCACAUGGUUAGACACACGGUCCAUCUUCUGGCCACCCCACGUGUAGUUGAGGAAGCCAGGAGACAUUUUAAUUGCCCCAUUCUAGAGGGCAUGGAAUUGGAGAACCAGGGAGGUGCUGGCACAGAGUUCAACCACUGGGAAAAACGCCUGUUAGAGAAUGAGGCAAUGACCGGAUCUCACACACAGAACAGAGUGUUUUCUAGAAUAACUUUGGCCAUAAUGGAGGAUACAGGGUGGUACAGAGCUAAUUAUAGUAUGGCGGAGAACCUGGAGUGGGGAAGAUUUUUGGGUUGCGACUUUGUGAUGAAAAGCUGUAAAUUCUGGAUAGAUCAACAUCGCCAUAAGAGGCCAACCCUGAGUCCAUACUGUGAUUCUGUGAGGAGUGCACCUCUGCAGCUCACCUGCAGGCAGGACCAGCUGGCCGUGGCCGUGUGCAACCUGCAGAAGUUUCCUCAUGUGCUUCCUGUAGAGUAUCAGUACUUUGACCAUAUUCCUGGUGUGCCUGAGGAAGAUUUGGCAGCAUACGGAGGGGCUGUUGAGAUCGCAGACUACUGUCCUUUUAGCCAGGAGUUUAGUUGGCAUGUGGGUGGAGAAUACCAGCGCAGCUCUUACUGUGGAACACAGGAGAACCAGCCAGCCACAUGGAGAAACUAUGGGGCGGAACAUUACGGCCCAGGAUCGGUGUGUCUCUACCAAAAGUCACCAUUUGUAAUGGAGCAGUGCACCAAAAGAAUGACCUAUCCAGACUGGGGCAGUGGUUGCUAUAAGGUGUCUUGCACAGCCCAAGGGUUGUUGGUCUGGGUGCAGAAUGAUUCCUAUCCAUGUGUUCGUACUGGUCAGGUGAUCAGUGUGAGCAUACGAAUGAAUGGAUGGGUCUACAGCGGCCAACUCAUCUGCCCAACCUGCUCUGACUUCUGCAGCGACUGCCCCCUCCCUCACGAGAUGCCCCCUCUAAACACCACCAAGAGUGCCCGCUUAGAUCCUUGUUCCAGAUCUUCUUGUUUGGUGGUGAACUUAUGGCAGCUCCUGUUAAGUCUCACUCCACUGCUGAUCGGCUUCCUCCUCUGUGGCAGAGACUGAAUUCGUUCCCAGUUGAUUGGGUGAAUAUGGAUGUCUUGAUAUGCUACAGGCUUCCCUUGAAGUUUAGCUGCUGUGGAGAGCAAACCAGCGAUCGCUUCUGUAGUGUACAGUGAUAACUCUUCUCUCUAUGUGGGGGUGUGGACUGUAGGUGGGAUUGAAAAGCCAUUGAUUACACUCCUCCUUGCCUGGCUGUCAGGUGCCAGCGAGCUGUAGAUCCUAUGUGAAGCCAUAGUCAUAUUAAUGUCCUCUUUGCCUCUUUGUCUCUCUGAUGGGCCUGUAGCAUUCUGGGUUUUGAAAUGGGCAUCUGGUUGAGAAUGAUGAGAGAUAUUCUCUCUGGUGUUCUGCUCAUGGUGCUUCUAUGUUGUUUCGUGAAAUUAACUUGCUGGCAAUGUUUUGAUCAGCGUAUAUCAGGUCAUGUGACUGACUAUGCUUGUGAUUUUGUACGGAGAAUUGCAGGAGAGAUCUCUGUUAAGGUCCGAGCAAGUGCUGGAUUUUAAUAUUUUUUUAUGUUUUUUUUUGUUCAAGAUAAAUACUUCAGAAAGGGUUUAAUCAUUGAAUUUGUUGAUAUACAGCUGGGUCCAAAAGUCUGUGAUUACAUUGAAAAUCUGGGAUUUUGAGAGAUUUAAAAAAAAGGAAAAAUAUGAUGCAAAUGAAGACAAAAUUUUCUAGGUCUCUAAUCCAAAGUUGACAUUGAUCAUGUGUCUCAUGUUCAAUGAAGUUGCUCUUUGCGUCAUUCUCAAAUCAUGCUGGAGAACGCAAGUUUACACAUUGGUUUUUAUUUUAGUAUUUUGUUUUAAUUUUAAUUUGAAAGUUUGUCAUUUUGCCAUGAUUGUAUUUUUAUUUAUUUUUACAAUUAUUUAAAAAUGUCUAUAUAAUUUUUUUUUAGUAAUUUUCAUUUUAUUUUUUUUUAUUUUUUAUUUUUAUUAAACUAAGUUUAAAUAAAUGAAAAAUUUGAAAUGUUGCCUUGGCAACUAAAUGAAAUAAAUACCUUUGUUUUAUUUAGUUUCAGGUAACAAAGGUUUUCUUUAUGAUUUUAGUUAAAUAUUAUAAUCCUAGCUUAAGUGCUGGAUCGGAUGACGAAUGAAACACUAAGAAAUUCUGAAACUUAUUUUCAUUUGUUUUUGAAAUUUUUAAAGAAAUGUUUAUGUUGAUAUUAUAUAAUUUGUAAUACAUUUGAUACUAAAUUGAAUACUGCAUUUUCAUUAGUGGUCUCAGACUUGUGGACCUCGUUGUGGAUGUGCAAUUUAGUUUUAUUGCAGUGCGUUAUUUGACAUACAAACAUAGUGACAUACUGUCCUGAUUCUGUUUACCUUGAAAUGUGUUGCCAGAUUUUGGUCCUAAAGGGCUGUCCUACCAAGGAUGCAGAUCUUUAUAGACUGUUGUCUUAUAACAAUCAACUCUAAAAGCCCUUGCGAAAAGUGCUUUUUAUAGACCUUUUUAAGAGAUCAGAUGACAUUAGCGUGUUCAUUAGUUUGCCUUCACUGAGAAGUAUGCAACUUUUUUUUUUCUUUUAAAUGCUAAUAUUAAAUUUGUCAUGGUGUCAAUUCACUACAGUAGCAAGGUGCCAUUAGUAGGGCUCUUUUAACCUACCCUUUUUUUUAAACAAUAUUUAACACAGAUGUUUGCAUUACACAACUUUUACUUUUUAAAAAUUACUGUGCAUGUACAUAAAAGCAGGUGUUGAUUAUUUUCCUAAUGCAGUCACAUUGUAACUUGCUUUAAUGAACACGAAACUAGGAACAAAGGAGUUGUACUGUAUAUGUGAUAGUUUGUUAGGUGUUUGUGGACUACUGAAGUUGACUACUGAUAUAUAUAUAUAUAUUUUUUUCCUUAUAUUUAAUGAUAAUGCUGUUGUGAAUCAGUGUAUUUACUUGCAAGAUGAAAUAGUUCAUAAGAUUUGAACCUUUUGCCAUUAUGUAACUUCUUAGUAUUAUAAUAUUUUACUUUUUGUUAGGUAAUACAAUGCUUUAAUUUUAGGUCAGUGUUAAUUACGAUUUGGCAGUGCUGAGAGACAAACAUGGCAGGUUUAAAUACAACACUAUUUUAAAGCCUUUGUAUAUGGAAUGUGUUGUAUACAUGUAUACAUGUUUCUGUUAUACUUUAGUAGUGAUCUCUAUGAUGUUCAGAAUUUUAUUUUGCUUUUAAAAGCAUCCUGUUUGAUGAAGAGAUUAAUUGUGUGAAAUAUGUAGCAAAUGAGAUUCCGGAUUUCAUAGUGAAACUCUAAAAUAUGGUGGGAUUAUGGUAUGAAUUCAUAUUUACUGUACUGUAUGUAUAGUUGUAGUUUAUAUUCUCAAAUGUUGGACUGACUGAGCCUUACAGUUUCAGGGGCUCAUUAUAAUUUAACCGAAGGAGUUUUGUACUCCUAAUCAAACCUCAACUGAAAUGCCUUUCCUUUCAAGGACAGUUUUUUUUUUUUUCACUCAAGGACAGUAUGAGUAUAUAGUUUUAACCAUAAUUUUCUUAGAUUGAAAACAAGCCUUUGAUAUAUGCUCAUGUAGGAGAAAAAUUGUAAUCACUGCAAACAUUGAGGCUUACUAGUAUUGGAACAUUUACAAGCAAGUUAUUUUAUUUAAUUAUGCUUUUCUGUUAUUUACACUUCAUUUGGCUUAAAGGAUAGCAUUAUAGGACAUGUUCAUAGUUAAUUUGUAUUAUUGCUGCAUAAAUAGUAAUUAUUUUGUAAAUUGUAAAUCAGUUGACAAUGCUUCUAAGUUAGUCUUGUACCAUUUCAGUUGAGAUCAUCCUGGAAGACUACAGCAUGUUUUACUUUCUAAUGAAAUUGUCAGUGUAUCAUUUUUUUAACUAUGUCCCAAUAUUCAAAUGUAGACUCUCCUUUAUAGACAUAUUUCAUUAAAUAUGUCUUUGUAUGACGUUUUCUUUAUUUGACUUGUUUUAUCAUACUAAUUAAUUUGAUAAUUAUUUUUUGAAUGUUUUGGUUGGAAACAUAACAACAACAACAAUAAUAAUAAUAAUGUGUGGAAUCUGACAAACCAUUGUCUUUUGAUAAAAAUUGGAUUCUACAACAAGUAAAAACUGCUUCUAAAUUACCAUAGAAGAGGAUAACAACCUAUCAGCCAGUAUGAAGAUAAACCGAAAUGAAUUGAAAAUGCCAAGCCAUGAGACUGUUGUAAGACCAAAGACAAGUCUAUGCAGAACAAAAUAUCUUUCACAUAAUCUCAUUAUGUUUUCCCCAUUUUUUGUAUUGCAUAUGGUACAUUAGUGCUCUUUUAAUAAUACACAAUUAAAUGAGAUGUUAACAGUCCUCCUGUUGAGACAUGAUUUACAUUGUUAACAGUUGUUUAUUUUCCCAAUAAAAUUAUUUAUGACAAAUAAA